AUGCCGCUCGAUGACUACGCCGCCGUAGGUGGAGGCGGUGCUCUCCGUCUUAAGGGCGCAAAAGUAACGAAGCCGAAAAAAAAGAAGAAGAAGGACAAGGCCGACUUAGAAAAGGCCCUCUCUGAAGCCGGUGGCGAAUCGCUCGCCCUCGUAAAGAAGGACAGCGGGGAUGAGGUGAUAGAGAAGAAAAGCAAGAAGUCGCGCAAGGAGAAGAAUGAUGAAGAAGAUGACGAGGAGGCCGUGCCUGUUGCGCGCAAGACGGAAGCGCAGCGGAAACUUGAUGAAGUUAGGAGGAAACGGUUCCUCGAAUUGGCUGAGAAUCCAGACGCGAGACCAGAGCUACUGAAGACUCACAAGGAAAGGGUUGAAGAGCUUAAUAGUUUCUUGUCGAAACUCUCUGAACACAACGAUAUGCCCAAGAUUGGGCCUGGUUAA
This is a messenger RNA of Scedosporium apiospermum, 435 nucleotides long. RefSeq lists its product as uncharacterized. Bases 1 to 435 code for a protein of 144 amino acids. The transcript has 2 exons. Gene Ontology annotation, cellular component: nucleolus. The record is from RefSeq and is a predicted model, not a curated record. NCBI's taxonomy places the organism in Eukaryota, Fungi, Ascomycota, Sordariomycetes, Microascales, Microascaceae.